GAAGUAGAUUAUCUAGAUCAGUUUGCUGUAAAGGAGAUUAUAUUAAUUUGGCUUUCUUGAGUUUGUUUCCAUUAAAUUUGAAAGGACAUCGUGUAGAAUUUGCUUUUAUAAUAUUGAUGGUCCUGGUGUGUACCGAAUAUGGGCUGAUUCGCAUACCUAACAAAGCACAGCUACAAAUUCGAGGAUGCAAUAAAACAUACAGGCAGAAAUAAUAGUAUUUUUGCUAGGCGACCUUUCUAUUGAUUACGAUUCUAUAGACAGGCUGCUGUAUUGUUUUGAUUAGGAAAAUCAAUUGGACAGGUACAGCUACGGAUUACGUUAUCUAAGGUCAUCCCUAUAGUCAUAGAAGACAUGGAGGAGCAGACAGGCUCUCCUGGAGCCAACACUGACAGCAACAACCAGAGGAAUGGAGAUGAGAAACCCAGACGUGGCAGCUGGACCAAGGGGAGGAAGAGGAAGAAGCCAAUGAAGGACAGCAACGCACCCAAGGCCCCCCUAACAGGCUACGUUCGCUUCAUGAACGACAGACGGGAGCAGCUACGGGCAGAGCGUCCAGACGUGCCCUUUCCAGAGAUUACGAGGAUGCUGGGCAACGAGUGGAGCAAGCUGCCCCCUGAGGAGAAGCAGCGAUACUUGGAUGAGGCGGAGCGAGAUAAGGAGCGCUACAUGCGGGAGCUAGAAAAGUACCAGAAGACAGAGGCCUACAAACAUUUCACCCGGAAGGUCCAGGAGAAGCAGAAGGGCAAGCGGCACAGGGGAGAUGUUGGGCACCAGGUAGCUAACGAGGCUCUUCAUGAGAAGGAUGCAGAAGGGAAGGACAGAACUGUCUUUGACAUCCCGAUCUUCACAGAAGAGUUCCUCAACCACAGCAAAGCACGUGAAGCUGAGAUGCGGCAGCUGCGUAAGACCAACAUGGAGUAUGAGGAGCGUAACGCAGCGCUGCAGAAGCAUGUGGAGAGCAUGCGCGGGGCGGUGGAGAGGCUGGAGGGUGACGUGAUGCAAGAGAGGGGACGCAACGGUCUCCUCCACCAACACCUGGAGACCCUGCGCCAGGCGCUUACCUCCAGCUUCUCUGCUGUACCUCUGCCAGGUAGCGGAGAGACACCCUCUCUUGAAACCAUUGAUUCCUACAUGAAGAAGCUCCACAGCAUCAUUGUCAGUAACCCCCAAGAACAUGAGAAUCUCAUCAACACUGUGAGAGACGUUGUCAACCGUUUGGACAGAUAAUUGGACCAAGUCCACCUGAUUUGAUGGAUUUGAGAUUCACAGCGACAUUAAGCCGAUUCUAUUCUUAGGUUGAUGCCUUGCUCCUUCACGGUGAAUCUUCCUGUCAAUCUGUCAUCCCAGUCAACUUUAAAAUAUCGUUUAUUACCCUGCUAAGGUGAUGUAGCUGAGGAUGAUUUCGCGUCUGAUAUUAUUUAUUGGUUUUUUUUGUUGUUUUUUUUUUACAUUUUUUACACAUCUUUUUCUUUCACUCUUUAUUAAUAUAGCUGUAGUUUGUUUUAAUCAGAUGACAGGACAUGAAACAGUUUUCUUUCACUCCUUGCUUCUGUUCUGUCCUCGCCGUCCAUUUAUAGCAAAUGCUUCCACAACAUUUAAACCACUAUCAGACAUUUUGUAUCUGAUCAAAGAAAAACUGUGUCAGUGGGUUUGUAUUUACCAUAUCAAAAAAAUAUUGUUAGGCCGACUUUGUUUUCAUGCUCUGUUGAUGAAAAAUGUGCCAUUUAUGUUUUUGUCCCUCUGUGAAAAGGUGUUUUUGUGUUUUCAAUAAAUGUAUUUACAUCA
Molecule: messenger RNA, 1785 nt
Organism: Lates calcarifer (barramundi perch)
Lineage: Eukaryota; Metazoa; Chordata; Actinopteri; Centropomidae
Gene: hmg20a
Product: high mobility group 20A
Biological process (GO): regulation of gene expression
Cellular component (GO): nucleus
Source: RefSeq, a predicted model, not a curated record